Schistocerca gregaria is the source of this 2583-nucleotide messenger RNA. RefSeq lists its product as uncharacterized. The coding region runs from base 1 to 2583 and encodes 860 amino acids. NCBI's taxonomy places the organism in Eukaryota, Metazoa, Arthropoda, Insecta, Orthoptera, Acrididae. The record is from RefSeq and is a predicted model, not a curated record. The transcript has 4 exons.
AUGGCAAAAACAAAACAUCCACAGUUUAUGGAGUACGGGCGCUUCAGAGAGAGAAGGGAGCCAGAAUAUCCGUCCAUCUUCGAGAUCUUUCCCUGUCAGCCGACUCCAGGACCUGCCCCUCGCAUCAAGAAGGAAGAGAAUAGUAAGGACGACACUGGGAAGGACGGCCGUGCAGAGGGCCAUGCUACUGGGCGCGUUAAGAAGAGGAAGGCAGCCGAAGAAAUACUACCGUCUGAUGACCGAGAGCGCAGACACACCGAGCAGCGUCGCCGUCGCCGCAAGAGCCGUCAGAAUGAACUGGUCGCUGCGUCGCAGGUGGGCCCUGCUGAGGUCCACGUUAUUGGGCGCUUCAAAGUAAAUAAGGUCGUUGAAGAUAAUCCACCGUGUAAGGAUCAAGACAGUGACGUGACUUCACAAAGGGAGACUUGCCCCAAGGAAGGAGAUAUAAUACUGGUCGAUGCGCCGCAGAAGGGCCCUGCUGAGGUGGAUGCUGCCAAGAUGGACCAAGAGGACGAGAGAAUAGCUAAAUGUCACGUGGAUACAGCCAAGAUGGAACAGGUUCAUCAAUAUUUACAAGAGAAGACAGUUGAGGGCCGUAUGGGUGCAGGCAAGGUGGGUGAAGCGUGUGGAGAGAUUGAUGAAGGGGCACAUGAUGGUGUUGUGCACGCUGCUGAGAUUGACACAGUAUGUGGAAAUGAGGAUGAAGGAGCAGCUGAGUAUCUCAUGAAUGCUGCUGGGAACGAACAAGCCCAUCAAGAUUUACAGGACAAGGUAGAUGAGAGUCGCAUGGGUGCUGCCAAGAUGGGCGAAUCAUGUGGAGAGAUUGAUGAAGGGGCAGAUGAGAGUCUCGAAGAUGAUGCUGAGAUUGACAAAGCAUGUGGAAAUGAGGAGGCAGCUGCAGUUAAGGGUCUCAUGAAUGCUGCUGCCAAAGAAGAAGCGAGUCCAAAUUUAGAAGAGGAGGCGGCUGAGAGUCUCAUGGAUGCUGCCAAGAUGGGCGAAACAUGUGGAGAGAUUGAUGAAGGGGCACAUGAUGGUGUUGUGCACGCUGCUGAGAGUGACACAGUAUGUGGAAAUGAGGAUAAAGGGGCAGCUGAGUGUCUCGUGGAUGUUGCUGGGAUCGAAAAAGCCCAUCAAGAUUUACAGGAGAAGGUACUUGAGAGUCGCAUGGAUGCUGCCAAGAUGGGCGAAACAUGUGGAGAGAUUGAUGAAGGGCCAGAUGAGAGUCUCGAAGAUGAUGCUGAGAUUGACAAAGCAUAUGGAAAUGAGGAGGCAGCUGCAGCUAAGGGUCUCAUGAAUGAUGCCGCCAUGGAAGAAGCGAGUCCAAAUUUAGAAGAGGAGGCAGCUGAGAGUCUCAUGGAUGCUGCCAAGAUGGGCGAAACAUGUGGAGGGAUUGAUGAAGGGGUAGAUGAUGGUGUUGUGGACGCUGCUGAGGUUGACACAGUAUGUGUAAAUGAGGAUGAAGGGGCAGCUCAGUGUCUCAUGGAUGCUGCUGGGAUCGAACAAGCCCAUCAAGAUAUACAGGAGAAGGUUGUUGAGAGUCGCAUGGGUGCUGCCAAGAUGGGCGAAACAUGUGGAGAGAUUGAUGAAGGGGCACAUGAUGGUGUUGUGGACGCUGCUGAGGUUGACACAGUAUGUGGAAAUGAGGAUGUAGGGGCAGCUCAGUGUCUCAUGGAUGCUGCUGGGAUAGAACAAGCCCAUCAAGAUAUACAGGAGAAGGUAGUUGAGAGUCGCAUGGGUGCUGCCAAGAUGGGCGAAACAUGUGGAGAGAUUGAUGAAGGGGCAGAUGAUGGUGUUGUGGACGCUGCUGAGAUUGACACAGUAUGUGGAAAUGAGGAUGAAGGGGCAGCUGAGUGUCCCAUGGAUGCUGCUGGGAUAGAAAAAGCCCAUCAAGAUAUACAGGAGAAGGUAGUUGAGAGUCUCAUGGGUGCUGCCAAGAUGGGCGAAACAUGUGGAGAGAUUGAUGAAGGGGAACAUGAUGGUAUUGUGGACGCUGCUGAGAUUGACACAGUAUGUGGAAAUGAGGAUGAAGGGGCAGCUGAGUGUCUCAUGGAUGCUGCUGGAACCCAACAAGCCCAUCAAUAUUUACAGGAGAAGAUAGUUGAGAGUCGCAUGUGUGCUACCAAGAUGGGCGAAACAUGUGGAGAGAUUGAUGAAGGGGCACAUGAUGGUGUUGUGGACGCUGCUGAGGUUGACACAGUAUGUGGAAAUGAGGAUGAAGGGGCAGCUGAGUGUCUCAUGGAUGCUGCUGGGAUAGAACAAGCCCAUCAAGAUAUACAGGAGAAGGUAGUUGAGAGUCGCAUGGGUGCUGCCAAGAUGGGCGAAACAUGUGGAGAGAUUGAUGAAGGGGCAGAUGAGAUUCUUGAUAAUGAUGCUGAGAUUGACAAAGCAUGUGGAAAUGAGGAGGAAGGUGCGGCUAAGUGUCUCGUGAAUGCUGCCGAGAUAGAAAAAGCUCAUCAAGAUUUAGAGGACGCAGAAGAGAGUCUGUUGUGUGCUCCCAAGAUGGAGGAAGUUCGUGUAGAUUUUGAGGAGGGAGCAGCUAAGAGUCUUUGUAGCCAACCCUCGGGUGCCGCUUGCACCCACUGA